Molecule: messenger RNA, 666 nt
Organism: Saccoglossus kowalevskii
Lineage: Eukaryota; Metazoa; Hemichordata; Enteropneusta; Harrimaniidae
Product: mediator of RNA polymerase II transcription subunit 13-like
Biological process (GO): positive regulation of transcription by RNA polymerase II
Cellular component (GO): mediator complex
Molecular function (GO): transcription coactivator activity
Source: RefSeq, a predicted model, not a curated record
CCAUCACUAAGUCGCCAUUACGCUGUCCAAUUGUGAAUUUUCCGAACAAAUUGGGCUCGAUUUUCAAGCGAUUUUAGGAACCUCAGCCGCGAUCCAUCGCCGAAAGUUCUUGUUGAAACGGUGAAGUCAUGCUUGGAGCAUGACUGCUGCAAAUCUGGUGGCGAAUGGUGCUAGUCUGGAGGAUUGUCACUCGAAUUUGUUUGCACUGACCGACCUAAGCGGAAUCAAAUGGCGUAGCUACACGGCGACAAGCCAUGGGCCUCUCGUUGGCCCCCUCGACGACCCCGUUUUGCGGUCGUUCGCCAACUGUCUGGCAAACGAUAUAUUAAGCGUAUGGCGCAAGGUACCUGGGGUUAUACCCGACCCUAACAUCGAGACGCCACCCCCAGGGGCAAGCAACAGAUCUGAACUCUCCCGUACUCGCGAAUUAUGGGUAUAUUGGUACGGAGAAGAACCAGAUUUCACGGAUAUUAUUGCUGAUGAGCUGAAAGUGAAUGAGCCUUUGGAAGGAACCUGGGAUCAAGGUCUGACUUAUGAAUGCAGGACGCUUCUUUUUAAAGCAUUACAUAACUUACUAGAAAGGUGCCUCCUGAGUAGAAACUUUGUGCGGCUUGGUAAAUGGUUUGUACGUCCCUAUGGUCAAGACAGUGAGCAUGAUGACAGAAG